AAAUAAAAUGUAGGAUGUGAAUUGUAAAGAAUUGUACAAGAUGACUGCCGACAUUCCUACACAGCUCAUUUCAACUGAAGGGUGGAUUAAGGAGCACGGGUUGAAACCCAGGAAGCUGACACGUGACCACAUUUUAAAGAAGAUAGGAUUUAAAGCAGCUGCAGGGUAUGUGGGAUCACUAAAGAAGAAUGUAAAGUCACGUUACAGCCUCGACAUGUACAACAUUGUUAAAGAUGGAAAUGGAAACAGUGUCUUUCUAACAGGCCGACUGGAGGAUCUGCAGAAAGAAGAGGCAAAGCUGCGGUCCCUGAUCUCAGAUAUACAGGAGAGAGUAGAGUGGCUGAUGAGUGGGAGCAGGGAGAAGUUUGGGGUGGUCACUGAGCGGAGGGUGGUGCUGGUCAUGGCCAGCUAUCAUAUUAGUAAUGUUACUUUUGGCAGCUUUUGUAGUGCUGUUGCGGGAUUGGUCAGGGAGCAGAUUAUUGAGAUUGACUCUUAUAACGUUAUCAGAGCCAGCGAUACUAUAUCAGAAUGUUGGAAUGAGUUAAGAGACAUCACUCGAGACAAUCUGAGACAAAGUCUGGCUUUUGUCCUGUCUCAACAACCAACAAUUCUUUUUAAUAAAGACACGCUUUGUGAGGCUGUUAAAUCUGCGAUAAAUGCAGCAGACGUGGACGGUGUUUAUCUGUUGGUACAGGGAUCUCCUGACCAAAAUACCCACGAACAUCUCACUAGACUGGUGAAGGACAGCACUGUUCCAGUAAAUACUUGUUUAUAUGGACCAGCUGAUGCUGUGUUCACAAACCUGCUCACCGAGGUUGCUGCUAAUUCUGGGGGAAGAUGGCACAGAUACACUGAGUUGGAAACACAAAGUAAAGGCGCGGCAAAGUUAAGAGAUGAACUGAACAAAGCAAGAGAUGUUCUAGCCGAAGUUUCUGCUCUAAGACUUGAAAUACAACUUAAAAACGAGCCGAAACUGCCACAACUUCCGCCCAAAUCACCCGAGAAAUCAGAAAAAGAUAUGACAUCGGCCGAGUGGUUGAACCAACACGGAUUAAAGUGUGCCAAUGCCAGGUUUUACGAUGCCCUGACAGCCCAAGCGUUUAGACAUUGUGAUAAAGUAAUGAAGAUAGGGGACUCAGAUAAAUUAGUUAACGCCAAAUACUGCCAGAAGUUUGCACACGUCAAGUGGUGGGAUGGUUCUAUAAAGCAUGUGAUUAUCAACCAAAACUUUUUUGAGAAGUACAAAACAAAGAUCGAGAAUAUUGUAUCAACGAUCGACAGAAGAAUAAACUGGGUGGAGCAAAGCAGUAAGACUUUGUUUGGAACCCUACUGGAAGACAACGUGUGUAUUCUCCUGGACACUAGCCACAGUAUGGAGCCGCAUCUUCCACAGCUCAAGAAACGUUUAGAAAAGUUGAUAACAGAACAACUUAGACACAAGGAGAAGUUUACUUUGGCUUCAUUCGGUAGUGAGAUCAGACACUUCAGUGAAUCUCUUGUCAAGGUAUCACCAGAGAACCUGCAGGCGGCCUGGAAGUGGUGCAGUACUCUGCAGUGCACUGGUUCCACCAACACUCUGGAUGCUCUCAAGUUCGGGCUCAGUGUUACAGAUGUUCACGGAGUUUACUUACUUACUGACGGCAGUCCUGACUUGCCGGAGAAUAUGAUCCUGAGUCAGAUCAAGUUGUACAAGGAAGUACCCAUCCACACAAUAUCGUUUAACUGUAACGACAGAGCCGCUAAUGAGUUCUUGUGUACCCUGGCUCAGGAGACCGCUGCUAGGUUCCACGUGGUUCGCAGUGACAGAUCUACUGAUUACAACGGGCCGGACCCCUACGAAUCAAACGACAUCAAACUCCUAAAACUUGAAAUAGAAUCAGCAGAGCUGGACGUCAAGAAGAUGACUGAACUGCGUGCAGAGUGUGAGAUCCUGGAGUGGAAAUGUGUCCGGAAACCGCCCACUAAAUCAGGGAAUAAUCCAGAAAAGUCUAGAAAGCGGAAGAACGUGAAGAAGCCCGCUGACCUGAGUGACACAGAGAGUGUCAUGUCGGGUAAGGGAGUGUUCAGUGCCAGGAAGUGGCUCGCUAAGUACGGACUUGUUGCUCAGAAGCUCACUAUCAUGGACGCGCUGGCUCCGACCGUCAUCACACAACACCCUAAAUACGUGGGGGUCCUCAAGAAGAAAGUUCAUGCUAAGGUGUUUGAUGGGGUUAUGCCCUUCGCGUUUCUGAGCCCUGAAGAUAAAGAUAGAGUUAGUUUUGUUAACCCUGCCGGGGUGGACCUAAUAGCCUACGAAACUAAGGUAAAGGGGGCUGUGGCGCUGUAUGACAACAAGAUUGCAGGGGUGGUCUGGCGGAAACUAAAAGAGGAGGAGAAGAAGAAGUUUCUAGGUCUUGACGAGGGGGAAAUACCGGGAUUCACUGAAAAUGGGGCUCUUUUCAGGAGUAUCCUAGAGAAAGCAGGAUGGCCUGUAUCCCAGAAAACAGUAAAGUUAGUGUCAGAUGAGAUCGAACUAGGAGAGUUGUAUCUUACACAAAGUGCUCAGCUCAGAGAGCACAUGGCCAAGUCUGCUGACAAAGAUAAAUCUGGUGGUACAGCGCCAGGAGAGAGGAGGAAUAGUGCUGGUUCUGUUAAAUCAGAUAGUUACCUGCUGGGUUACAGGGUAGUCGCGCAGAAUAAUGUGGACGGCUUCUACUACCCAGGUACGGUGAUAGGGAACAGAGGUCGAACUAAGUGUGAAGUAGAGUUUGAUGACUUUGACCGGCAGAUCGUGUUCGUCAACAACUUGAUACCUACACAGGGAUCAACGUCCAGACCUAAAGUUAAGGCAGGAGACUACGUACUAGUUCAACUAAUUCUAAACCAUCGAACUGAGGAUUCGAAACAGAAACUUCUAGCUCCAGGUCUGGUGGUGAAAUCUCCAGAACACAACGGGGACCUCUCUUUUAUAAUCCUACUUUUCACUGGAGAACGACUCAUCGCAUCAAGACAUGAUGUCAUCAAGAUCACGAAAAAUCGCUACAAUCAGACAUCUCAAGCAAUCUUCAAGCAAAUAUCACGCCAAAGGUGCAGUCAGCGACUAAGGCUGGUCGCUGAAGGACAAGAAAGGAAUCAAGCAGACGACUCCAUGAGCGUGGCCAGCACUUUAGACGAGAUUCUCAGAUCAAACCUUCUCUUGAACAAACCUUCAAGUGUAACAGAGGACGGGACGAAGUUAGAUGAUAUGCUCAACACUCCGCGUUUGUCCGAGGUAGCGGAGGAAGAACAUGAUGAUACACUAGAGGGGAAAUUGAACGAUCUUAACAUCUCAGAUGAUGAGCCAAACGCCCUUUAUCCCUCACGUGACGUCACACCACGCAAUCGUCACGUCACGCAAUGUGACGUGGGUGUGGAAACCCAGCAAGAGAUGGCAAAGGUGACCCUGGAGUGUGGAUUACAGGUCGGCGGGUACGAUGUUGAUGCUCAAACUCACAUCAGCAACGAUUUCUGGGAGGAUUUAGACAAGAUGAAGUACAGUAGCGAGGAGAUCAUACACCCCUCGGAGAUACUCGUAGAUAAUGAACUUAUCCCAGUGCUGCACCAGAUAAACAUCCCCGUGUUGAAAGUAUCAGCUACAACUCCCAUACAGACUGAUGAUAUCUUGUCAGUUCCUGAUGUUCAUGAUUUGGCUAAAGAUGCUGACACGACACAAUCAGUUGUCAUGGAAGGAGAUGAGCAGCAAUCUGUAAUUAUGGAAGGAAAGGACGAUGAUGACGUCACGGUGGUGACUGUUGAUGCUAGAAUAGUUGACGACGAUGACGACACACUUUCUUCCUCCUCUUCCUCCUCCUCCUCCUCAUCCUUAUCAUCUAAAAAUUCUAAAGGCUUCUUUAGUUCGGAUUCAAACUCUGACAAAGAAGAGAAGCCCAAAAAAAAGAAGACUGGCAGAAAGCAAGCAGCGACCAUCGCUAAGAAUGAAGAUUCUAAAACAGUUUUCUCUAAAGGUCUAGUGGUCCUCGCAAGGUGGGGAGAUGAAGGGUGGUACUUUAGAGGGAAGGUAGUGAAACCUACUGUAGGUGGUUAUCUGGUGGAAGAUAACAGUGGUCACAGAGAGGAUAUAGAUAACAAACACAUUCUCGUAGACGAACAAGACAUAAAAAAGUCGUUAAGUGCUGGGAGUCACGUUGUAGCACUCCAUCCUGACUACUCUUUCUCAUACGCCCCUGCUAGGGUAACAGGCACUGAUGACAACUGGUUCUUUGACCUCAAGUUCUACGAUCAAAGCGAGGCGGAGGUGCCCAGAGAAGAAAUGUAUUUCAUCUCCGCAGAACAGUACCAGGAGGACGCUAAGUUUAUAAGGAAUAUCGAGGAGGCACUUUUAGGAGCGUUUGUUGUGGUAAGAGACAACUCUGAUGGAUUGUACAGAAGAGGAAUGGUAACCAAAUCUUCUGGAAGAAGUUUUGAGAUAUCCCUUAACGGGGAUACCAUUGUUCAGGAUCCCUCUCAAGUGUUCACAGACAACAAGAAGUCUCCAAACCAGUCCCUUCCCCCGGGUUCCCACUGCAUCUGCCCUCUUGAUGACCUCCAGAACUCCUUUGCCCCCGCUAAAGUAUCCUCUGUUAAUAAGGACGGGUCUCUAAAGGUGGUGUUUUAUGAUGACAGUGAGCUGUACUCGGUGGAGAAGGACUAUGUUUAUCCUGUUAGUGGCGAGUUUUAUGUGAACUCGGUUAAUUAUAUAAAGUCUAGAUAGGACAGAGAUGUGUCACUGUUAUGUCUUGAUAACACUGAUGUUAAGAUUUGAUUUUUGUGAGCUAACUAAUUUCUUUUCGAAGCAUUAGCAGCUUGCAGUUUGAACUUUCAUAAGUGAUUCAUACAUAAAAUUAUACAUUAAGAAAGAAGUUAACAUUUAUAAUCGACGUACGAUAUAUUUAGUUGAUAAUUAUCAGAUACUACUCAUGUACAAUUUGUAUAAAUAAUAAUGUAAGUAUACAAAGUAAGAGAAGUGCCUGACCACAUAAAUACAGUUUAAUUUGACAGAUCAGGCCAGACAAUACCAGUUACCUGUUAUAAUUAUAGUAUACAAACUUGUGUACUUAUUAUGUAGGUUAACGUGCGGUGAGUACUUGUAGUUGUCCAGCGCUCGUAACUAAUAGUACUUUGAUGUGUAGUGGUUGAAGAUGUUAAGGUACGAUAUUUUAUAAAUUACGUUUGAGUGAUCAACCGCGGAGACCAUUAUAAUUUGCCAUUCCCUUUGUAAUAACAAAAUUUAAAAUAGCUUUUAUUCUUACCACUUAGACUGCUGCUACUUAAUGAUCGUCUGUGAUUAUCGUUGGGGAUUCUUGUAGCUUUGUAGGGUACGAUUUGACGUAAUCGAAACGUUAGUUGGGCGUUGGCUGUUAUUGCGAUCAUGCUGCAAUGUCAUUUUACGUAAUUUUGUUUCCGAUUAUAUUUUGCUCAUAAGAUUGUUGAUAUGCUUAUAUAUACUUUAUGAUAUAUGCUGUGAUGUGUUAUGGAGAUGACCAUGGUAAAUGGCUGUUGUUUUAUAAUUUAUUCUGUAAAAUUUUGUUAAGCUGUGAAUGCUCUACCAAAUCCAAUCUGCGAUGUCGUAAUUUGUCUUUG
Messenger RNA from Bolinopsis microptera, 5598 nucleotides. RefSeq names its product von Willebrand factor A domain-containing protein 3B-like. The transcript is spliced from 25 exons. The record is from RefSeq and is a predicted model, not a curated record. Lineage: Eukaryota; Metazoa; Ctenophora; Tentaculata; Lobata; Bolinopsidae. Bases 41 to 4729 code for a protein of 1562 amino acids.